This is a messenger RNA of Danio rerio (zebrafish), 4165 nucleotides long. Lineage: Eukaryota; Metazoa; Chordata; Actinopteri; Cypriniformes; Danionidae. The record is from RefSeq and is a predicted model, not a curated record.
UGGAGUUAAACUAGUUUAUAUGAUCUCAUUACAUUUAAAUGGACCUGGACAUUUAAAUGAACACAAGCAAGUGCGUUUUAUUCAUCGGGAGCUCUCAAGAAAAUCUGAAAAUCAAUUAUAAAAUUGUUUUACUUCAUUUAGUCAAGAGGUUUGUUGGUUAAACUAUACUGAAAUUGCUUACUGGCUGUAACAUUUGGAGACGCGUGUCUCACUUAUUUUUACGCACCGUCCGCAGAACAGCGAUGUCUCAUGUAAUGGCGAGAACAGAAUAAACCCAAAGCUUCUUUCUCUAUUUUCUUUGGAUUUCAAUCUCUGGAAUUAUCAGCACAUUCGAAAGGACAACAUGACAACAAAGGAGAAGAAGGGUCAUUCAUACACUUUGGUUUUAAUGGUGACAUCUGCAGCGAUUGGGGGAACAUUACAAUAUGGAUACAACCUGGCCAUAAUGAAUGCACCGACUAUUUUUAUUCAAAACUUUGUGAAUGAGACAUUUCAGGAGCGAUGGGGAAUACAAUUGGGGGUUUAUGAAGUCACACUCAUAUGGACCUUUAUAGUCUCCAUUUUUUCAUUGGGGGGCCUUACUGGGGCCCUAAUAGCAGGUCCAAUGUCUGUACGUUUAGGGAGGAAGAAGACUUUGCUGCUUAACAAUGUCUUUCUGUUAUCAAGUUCACUGCUUGCACUGCUGAGCCGAACAGCAAAGUCAUUUGAGAUGAUUAUUAUAUCAAGAUUUUUAGUUGGAAUUAAUGCAGGGAUCAGUAUGAAUGUACAGCCUAUGUAUUUUGGUGAAAGUGCACCAAAGCACUUACGAGGAGCCGUGUCUCUAUCCUCUGCUGUAUUCACUUCAUUUGGACUGGUUUUAGGACAGGUGGUCAGUUUGAGAGAGUUGUUGGGUAGUGAGCCAUAUUGGCAGUACUUAUUGGCAAGUAAUGCCAUCCCAGGCUUCAUCCAGCUCCUCACCUUGCCCUGGUUCCCAGAGAGUCCCCGUUACCUCCUUUUUGACUGUAAAGACAAGGAGGCCUGUCUUUCAGCACUGAAGCGUCUGCGAGGCUGUGAGGUGCGGAGAGAAGAGCUGGAUGAGCUUCUGCAGGAACAGAAUGAAAUCAAAAGCGAUCGUGCCAAGCAGCCGUGGGAUCUGUUGACUGACCGCAGCGUCCGCUGGCAGCUGAUCUCGGUGGCCGUCUUGAGCAGUGCCAUGCAGCUGUGCGGUAAUGAUUCGAUCUACUUCUAUGCAUCAUAUGUCUUCCAAGAAGCGGGUAUAUCUGCAGGACAGAUCCAAUAUGUGACCAUCGGCACCGGGAUGUGUGAAUUUACUGCUUGCAUCCUGUGUAACCUGUUAAUAGAAAGGCUGGGUAGGAAGCUGAUGUUGAUGGGCGGUUAUGUUCUGAUGACAGGAUGGGCUGUAGUCUUCACUGUGGCUCUUUCACUUGAGAAUAUUGUUACCUGGAUGCCUUACCUGAGCAUGACCUGCAUCUUCACUUACAUUCUCAGCUUUGGCAUGGGUCCAGCUGGGGUGUCUGUAAUCCUUCCGACUGAGAUUUUUAACCAGACAGCACGACCUGCGGCCUGCAUGACGGCUGGAUUUCUAAUGUGGCUAAACCUCUUCAUCAUCGGCAUGAUCUUCCCUUUCCUUGUGAGUGGUUUAGGACAGUACUGCUUUGUGCCGUUUGGCACUGUAUGCCUCGUGACUGCUACAUAUAUUCACAUGGUUCUACCCGAAACCAAGGGAAAGACCCUACCCAUGAUCACUAAAGAGUUUUACAAGCUCAACUACCGUGGACACAGGAAAAUGGAUUUAGAAGCUUCAAAAGCUCAAUAUAAACUUGGGGAAAUCCUUCACUCCACUGCCUUAUAGACUGCUAAAUAUUCUCAACAAUAAAUAUAUAUUUUAGUACAAUCAUUUUAAACCUUUAACUUCCACUUAAAAAAACUUUGACCAAUUUUUAGGUUAAACUAUGAUAAUCCUGAUAGCACCCUAAGCAAAUUUAGGGUUUUGUGUUUUAAUCACAACCCAUGGACAAAAGGUCAACCUGACGGUUAUGAUGCCACUGGGUUAAACAUUUGCCUUAUAGUUUGUUGUUUUUGUUCAAUGCGCCACCUGAUGGAUGUUCUGUGAACACAUUUAUUUGAAUUCCAAGGAGACUUUUACGGCAUACCAUGGCUAUGCCGUGACAGAAAAUGCGGUGAGCCGCGGUAAAAAAAGCAUUUUUAUGGAAACAUCUAUAUGCCGAGUUUAUACUGCACAAUUUUCAAAGUAGUCAUGUCGCAGAUGUUUUCACACAGCAUGACUAUCUGGGGUAGCAUUCCGCCACUGCUGCGUUUACACUACAAGAUGGAUCGGCGACAGGGGAUUUCACACUGCAUGACUUUAGGAGAAUUGCCAACAACGCUGUCUUAGUCCACAAACUACGCCUCACAACCAAACACAAGCGAGAAGUCAUAUGUAAAAAAAAAUGGGAGGUCAUGUAGUAUUUCUUUUGUUAUUAACCACUUUAUAAGAAGCCUUCAGUGGGGUAGAAAAUGUACUUAAUUUGGUAACCUUGCUUUUAAAGAGAAUUAGCAAUUUCUCUCAAAAAGACACAGGUGCUGCUGCCAAAUUUCCACUCGUUUUUCCUUGAUUUCUUGGGUCCAGAUAAACUGAAAAUAAGCUGUCUUCUCUUUUAACUUCACCCCCAACCUCCCACUGGCCUGUAGAUACCCAUACUAGAGGAUGCUGCUCUCUCAUUGGCUGUAGCUAAUCGCUGAUGCUAUUUCCAAUUAAAAACACAUUUCACACAGCAUGAUUUUAUAUCGCAGACAGUUCCAGAUAUUAAGCACACAAAAUAUCUGACGGGGGGCAGCGACUUAUCGGUGAUUCUCUCAGAUCGCAUCUUUGUUAGUUUACGUUGUGUGAACAAACACUGAUUUGCGUGUGAUUCCAUGCGUUUGUCGGCAAUUUCUCAAAGUCUGUCGGUGAGUCAAAAUCAUGCAGUCUGAACUCGGCAUUAAUUGGUCUUCAUCCCACUGUUUACAUCUUUACUGUGUCUGCAAAGACUGUACAAUAGGGCCUAUAAGAUCCACAAUAGACUUUCUGGAUGGACACAUCAUUGUUUUGCUCUGUCACUCUCUAAUGCUCCACCAUUUCAAAAUAACAUUAUGAACACAGCGAUUAAACUGUACUAUCAAAUUUUAAAUAGGGCUACCUUAGCAGAGCUUUGUGCUUUGGUACAAAAUUAUACAAGGACCGAUCAUUCCACUACACUCUCAGAAAUAGAGGUAUGUGAUCUUUUUAAAAGGUACAAAUUUGUACCUAAAGGGCCCUACUAAUACCUCAAAAGUACAUGUUAGUACCUAAAAAGAACAAAAGUGUUCCUCUUAGAAUUUGUAGGUACUAUAAGCCUUUGAGGUACCAGUAUGGACCCUUUAGGUACAAAUGUGUACCUUUUGAAAAGGUACCACCCCAGUGACAGCUCACGCACCUUUAUUUCUGAGAGUGCAGAUGUCUAACAAAUAGAUGUUUGCCAUUGCCGGCUUUUAAAAACUGUUAUGGACAGAGAUCUUUCUUUUUUGUAUUCACGAAAGCCUGGAAUGAGAUCUAACAACAUCUAUAAACAAUACCAACGCAGAAGCUGUUUAAAAAAAAAUCCCAUACUCGUCAUCUGAUGAUCAACUAUCCCUGUAGCCACUGAGAUAGUAGCCUGUUUCUCUUUAUUUAGUGUGUUUGGUGAUUGUUUAUACUGUUCUCAUGUGUUGAUGGAUGAGAUGGUAAGGGUGUCUGUAUGUUUUUAUGUUCUGAGUCAGGCCCGAUUACUAUUUAAUCUUUUCCUGUUUAAAAAAUAUAAAUAAAUAGUAUGUGAACAAAAUGAGCCAAGUAUGAAUUCACAGAAUUUCAAAAACUAUACCAAAAUGACAUACUUCUUCUGCUGAUAUUCUGAAGGGUGCAUUUGAUGGGGGCCAUGGGGCCAAUUGGUAGUGAACCAACACAACGGACACUGGCAGGUCACAUGAUAUUGACAACAAUCCAAAUUACAUCCAAAAUUCAUUAACGGAUAAUACCGAUGUUUAAGCUAUUGUAUAUUGAAAAAAUUCUAAUUGUAGUGAUUUCCACUGUAUGUGAAUUUGGACAAACCUUGUCCUCCUGUUGUGCUCUUUUUGACUUGUAGAUUAAAUAUUAUUUUCUGCAUAGGUA